Molecule: messenger RNA, 1416 nt
Organism: Coffea eugenioides
Lineage: Eukaryota; Viridiplantae; Streptophyta; Magnoliopsida; Gentianales; Rubiaceae
Product: protein FAR1-RELATED SEQUENCE 5-like
Exons: 6
Coding region: 1-1416 (471 amino acids)
Biological process (GO): regulation of DNA-templated transcription
Molecular function (GO): zinc ion binding
Source: RefSeq, a predicted model, not a curated record
AUGGUGAAGAAACACAAUCUUGAAAAUAAUGAAUGGCUCUCCGGGUUGUAUAAAAUUCGUGAUAAAUGGGCAAGGUGCAUGAUGAAAGAAAGAUGGACCGCGGGAAUGCGAAGCACCCAAUUCAGCCAAAGCCUAAAUGCAGCAAUUAAAAAUCAUUUGAAACUGGAUCAUGACCUUGUGCAGUUCUUUAGACAUUUCAAUCGGGUGGUUGAUGAAAAGAGACAUAAUGAACUGAUUGCAGAAUAUGAAAUGAGGCAAAAGUUCCCCAUGGUAGGGUUAAGGCAAACACCUAUGCUUGUGCAUGCAUCAGAGACGUAUUCACCAACCGUAUUUGUUGCAUUCCAAAAUGAAUAUGGCGAGUCAACAACUAUGGUUAUAUUGAGACAACAAGAUGCAACGAUGUUUGUGGAGUUUGCGGUCAUGAGGUAUGAUGGAGGACCUGAAAGAAUAGUAGUAUUCAAUCGGAAUGAUCUAAGUGUACAUUGCAGUUGCAAAAAAUACGAGAAUGAAGGCAUUUUAUGUGGGCACGCGUUGAAGGUGUUUGAUACCGUGGGCAUAAAAAUAAUUCCUCCUGAAUACAUUAAGAGGCGAUGGACAAAAAGAGCUCGGACUGGAGACUGUUUUGAUCGGCGAGGACAGGAAGUUGUGGCUGAUCCUAAAGUAAUGAUUUCAACUCGUUAUCGGGAGCUCGCUCCAGCCAUGAUUAAGGUCGCAACUCGAGCAGCAAUGUCGGAGGACACCAGCAAAGUAGCAAUCACUGUCAUAUCCGAUUUGUCAAAGAGAGUUGAGCUCCUCCUCUCAGAAAGCGAAGAGCAACCUUUGCAAAAUCAAAAAAAUCUGAAUAUGGAGGAACGAGAUAAAAUUGAAAUUGUAAAUGAAAUGGGGGAGGCAGUAGUCGCAAGAGGCAUUAAAAAACGAGGCGGUGGGAAGAAAAGUAGAGUGAUGCGAAGUUGGGUCGAUAAAUUUGACAGAGUAAAAAGAAAAUCUAGAUUAUCAAGAACUACACAGACUACGGUCUCAGAAUCGGAGCCGACAUCGGUUUCAUUUGAGGAAUACAUGUUUAUGGGAUGCCGUUCAUCUACUGACUCUGUUUCGACGCAUUCAAUGAGUCAGACAGUGAAUGGCCCUCCAAAUGUUGUUGCUCCCGAUAUCGAUGAAAGUCAAACGGUCCACCGUUUGGCUAAUCAGGGGCCUCCUGCAAGUGUCCCUACAGAAUGGAUGCAUCCCAGAUUUUCUAUUUUUUCCAAGCAUAACUCCGUCAGAGAUGUCUUAAUGGAGGAGCGUGGGGCAAUUUCAACACACUGUGAUGUUGAUGCAUAUCAUGUAUUUGCACCAUCACCUCAGGGAAGAAAUAACACACAGGGAUUGCAACUACGCGUUGACGUCGCCUCCCCCCAGAAUGAGGUUGAUGAAUGA